AUUCCUACAUUUUAACCCACUCAAUUUUUUACAAGCCAAUUCUAUUAUGCACAGUGAAGUGUUAACAGAUUAUAAUAGAACAUACAAAUGAAUGAAAUACUGUGAUAAUUUUUAUGGAGAAUUGUACAAGUUUAAUGGGAGAUAACAUAAUUUUUUCAAGUUAAUAGCCUACCAUGAUCUUAGCCCAGUAUUAUUGAUUCGGUGUCAUUCGGUCCAGCAUUACCUGAAAAAAAAUAAUUGAUAUUAUGGUCAAAUUGUUUGUUGUUGUAACUGCAUUACAUAUAGCUAGUGUCAGUACAUGUCCUUUAUCUGCCCUCAUACCGUCGAUAGACAACACGGGACACGGCGGCGUCAUCAUAAGAUGGUACGGUUUCUUCGGGAUGGCCAGCCUGGGCAAGUUCAUCACGAGAGAUCCGACAGAUGGCGUUAUAAUCGUCAAAAUCAGGAUCCCGACCGGCGGACGGGCGUUGGUGGUGUUCGACGCUGACGUCACCCUCAGGGGGAUCUACGGCCAUCUGCUGAUUGGCGCGGAGAGUUCGCUGGGCGCCGGCAUGUCCAUGGGGAUAGGCUCGAGCGUCAGACUGACCAAGUGGAAAUGGGGCAUGUUCGCCGUGUCCAGCACGGGGAUGACCAAGGUCAGGGAUUACCACUUUGGAAAUUACGCGGGCAACCUGAUGCAGCUCUACGACGGAUUCUUGAAGAUGAUGGACACUGAUAACAUGGUCGAGACGACCAGAACGGAAACGGAAACGUUUUCCGUUCAGUCUGGCGUCAGGGGGAGGUUCUGAGUUCGCUAACGAAAAUCGGCCUAUUUAAAUAUGAGGGUACUUCGUUCUUAUGAUUGGAAUUCAGGUUAUUUAGUUGUAUUUCAAUAAACCAACCUUCUGAAAGAUAAA
This is a messenger RNA of Coccinella septempunctata (seven-spotted ladybird), 896 nucleotides long. RefSeq lists its product as uncharacterized. NCBI's taxonomy places the organism in Eukaryota, Metazoa, Arthropoda, Insecta, Coleoptera, Coccinellidae. The transcript is spliced from 3 exons. The record is from RefSeq and is a predicted model, not a curated record. The coding region runs from base 246 to 788 and encodes 180 amino acids.